Molecule: messenger RNA, 2332 nt
Organism: Gasterosteus aculeatus aculeatus (three-spined stickleback)
Lineage: Eukaryota; Metazoa; Chordata; Actinopteri; Perciformes; Gasterosteidae
Source: RefSeq, a predicted model, not a curated record
AAAAUCAUCUGCUUCAGUGGCUCCGGUACCAGAAACGGAAGCUUCUGUGGGACGAGAGCUGGAUCAUCGACUUCUCAAAGAUCAAGCAAGAUCAGGAGGCCCGGAUGACCAUGGGCAGCAUCAUGAGUGUACCGGUGGGGAACAGCAACAGCAGCUGUGUGACGGCUCUGAGCUACACGGGACAACCAGGGGCACGGAGAACCCUGUUCACCUGCACCGGGAUCUAUGACGGCAGAACGGUGGCCAUCAAGAGGAUCCAAACCAAAUCGUUCUACCUGUCCAAGGCCAUCCGACAGGAAGUCCAACAAGUCAGGGAGCUCGAUCACCCCAACCUCUGCAAGUUUGUGGGCGGUUGCGUGGAGGUGCCGGACGUUGCCAUAGUGACGGAGUACUGCCCAAAGGGAAGCCUCAACGACGUCCUCCUCAACGAGGACGUCCCGCUCAACUGGGGCUUCAGGUUCUCGUUCGCCACGGACAUCGCCAGAGGGAUGUCGUACCUGCACCAGCACCGGAUCUGUCAUGGCCGACUGAAGUCUCUGAACUGUGUGCUAGACGACCGUUGGGUCUGCAAGAUCACAGAUUACGGGCUGAGGACGUUCCGCAGAGACGACGGGUCGGAGCCUCUCUCCACCUAUCAGCAGAGCCUUCUUGAAGUGCACACGCCCCCCGAGUUCAGCAGGUCCAACGUGGAGCCCACGCUGGCGGCAGACGUGUUCAGUUACUCCAUCAUCCUGCUGGAGAUCGCGACCCGCAGCGACCCGGUCCCAGUGGAGGAGGCCGCUGUGGAGAGCUCCUGGUGUCCUCCGCUACCAGAGCUCAUCUCCAGCAGAGCUGAAGCUUGUCCAUGUCCCUCCGACUACGUUGAGCUGAUCCGCCGGUGUCGUGCUCACAACCCCGUCCACCGACCCACCUUUGAGCAAAUCAAGAAGUUUGUCCAGCGGAUCAACCCGGUGAAAGUCAGCCCGGUGGACAUGAUGAUGACCCUGAUGGAGAAGUACAGUAAACAUCUGGAGGUGCUGGUGGCCGAGCGGACGCAGGAUCUAACCCACGAGAAGCAGAAGACCGACCGGCUGCUCUACAGCAUGCUCCCCAAGCAGGUAGCUGACGACCUGCGACAGGGCAAACCGAUGCAGGCUCAGAGCUACGUCAGCGCCACCAUCUUCUUCAGUGACAUUGUUGGCUUCACCCAGCUCUCCAGCAGCAGCACUCCUUACCAGGUGGUGGACUUCCUCAACAAGCUCUACACCACCUUCGAUGACAUCAUCGACAACUACGACGUCUACAAGGUGGAGACCAUCGGAGACGCCUACAUGGUGGUGUCAGGGGUUCCUCAGGAGAACGGGAUCCUUCACGCCUCAGAGAUCUCUAGCAUGGCUCUGGACCUGGUGGGGGUCUGCCGCACCUUCAGGAUCCCCCACAAGCCCUCCACCCAGCUGCAGAUACGGGCCGGCAUCCACUCAGGUCCGGUGGUAGCCGGCGUCGUGGGGACCAAGAUGCCUCGUUACUGUUUGUUUGGAGACACGGUGAACACAGCUUCCAGGAUGGAGUCCUCCAGUCUGGCCCUGAAGAUUCAGUGCAGCUCCAGCACCUUCUACCUGCUGGAGGAGAUCGGCGGAUACCUGCUGGACUGCAGAGGGGUGAUGCAGGUCAAGGGGAAGGGGGACAUGGUGACCUACUGGCUGGAGGGGAAGAAGACGUCUCUGGUCUCCAAGGGCCUCGGCGCCAUGACGACCAAACGCGUUGCCACGGAGACGGGGAAAGAGCGAGGGACACACCCGUCCAUGCCAGGGCUGAUGGACGACGACCUCCUUCACGCCGCCUAGGCAGUGCUAGUGUGCUACACGCUACACGCUACACGCAUGCUUAAACACGUUAGUGAUCGUUGAGUCAAAAGCUAAACUAGUGUAUUCGACCUUUAAUGUUUAGGAGUAUUUAGUAGACUCAAAGGAAAUAAAACCUAUUUAAUAUUAAAUAUGUGACAGAAACAAUCAAACUCAAUAGUGUACUUUCUCACUGUACUACAUUUAAGUAUUUAUUGUAACAAUUUACUACAAAAAAAAAUCUUAAAAUGAUUAAACACAAAUACAGUUAAUUAAAAAAUUGCAAAAACAGAUUUAUACACUUAAUUAAGAACUAGAGGUAUUUUCAAUGUGUUUGUAUUUUUCAUACAGUCAAAUAUAGUAUAUUCACAAACACGAUGAUCGGUUGAUUUAUCAGUUAAUGUUUGCUUCUGUGUUCAUGUUCUUGGUCCCUUGUAGUUAAAUCGGUUUAUGAUUUAUAAGAGUUUGUAUGUUUAAUGACCUGAAAACUUAAAAUUCUUCUUUCACAUAAA